This is a messenger RNA of Drosophila biarmipes, 3810 nucleotides long. It is a transcript of the gene Wnt5, whose product is annotated as protein Wnt-5. The coding region runs from base 483 to 3356 and encodes 957 amino acids. Gene Ontology annotation, molecular function: frizzled binding; cytokine activity. The record is from RefSeq and is a predicted model, not a curated record. The transcript is spliced from 2 exons. NCBI's taxonomy places the organism in Eukaryota, Metazoa, Arthropoda, Insecta, Diptera, Drosophilidae. Gene Ontology annotation, biological process: canonical Wnt signaling pathway; multicellular organism development; neuron differentiation. Gene Ontology annotation, cellular component: extracellular region.
ACUUAAAUGCCGAACGAGUUCUUCAGAUUCAGUUUCAGUUGGUUCAGUCAGUUGUUUACAAUUUGUCGUUGAGGGUGGAUUACUUCGUCGCGAGUUUCGUUCGUGCAUGAUGCGGUUGUGGAUGUGGUUGAUUGUAUACAUACAUACUAUGCACAAAUCCAGUUCUCAUUUUGUUAUUUUACAAAUUCUCAGCGAGCGCAUGAACUGGCAGCCUAUAGCGAGCAGCUAAUCACAAUAUUUACGCCAGAUUCGUGGACUUGAAAGGAAACUGAGCCAACCAAUCGAUUUUUUAGUGUUAUCGAAAAACAUUUUUCACUCCUCGCAUCCGCAUCGCAUCCCACGUCCCACACACCACAUCCCGAGCCCGAGCCCCGAGCCCCGAGCCCCGAGCCCGGAGCCCCGAAUCCCGACCACGUCCAUCAGCUGGGGGAAGGGACACCAGUAACCAGUAACCAGUACCAGUAGCAAUACGAGAUAGUGAGAUGGCUUGCUUCAGGAAGAGGCACUUUCUACUGUGGCUCCUGCGCGCCCUGUGUGUGCUGCACACGGCUCCGCGACGGGCACAUGCCACCGCUGGACUGCAGGGAGUGCCGACCUGGAUAUACCUCGGCCUCAAGUCGCCCUUCAUCGAGUUCGGCAGCCAGGAGGAGCAGCUGGCCAACUCGAGCAUUCCGCUCAACAUGACCAAGGACGAGCAGGCCAACAUGCACCAGGAGGGCCUGCGCAAGCUGGGCACGUUCAUCAAGCCCGUGGACCUGCGGGACUCGGAGACUGGCUUCGUCAAGGCCGAUCUCACCAAGCGACUGUUCGAUUCGCCCAACAUCACCUCGCGCCCCGUUCACCCCAUCCAGGAGGAGAUGGACCAGAAGCAGAUCAUCCUGCUCGACGAGGACACCGACGAGAACGGCCUGCCCGCCAGUCUGACCGACGAGGACCGCAAGUUCAUAGUGCCCAUGGCCCUGAAGAAUAUAUCGCCCGAUCCCCGUUGGGCGGUCACCACACCAGGGCCCGCCUCCGCCCUCCAAACGGGCGGCAAGGCCACAACGACCGUUCUGCCUUCGCCAAUGGCGCAGGUGGAGGGCGACCCCACGUCCAACAUUGACGACCUGAAGAAGCACAUACUGUUUCUGCACAACAUGACCAAGACCAACUCGAACUUCGAGUCGAAGUUUGUCAAAUUUCCCAGCCUGCAGAAGGACAAGGCCAAGACGUCGGCCGGAGGAGCGCCCACGGGCGUGAAGCGUCCGCAGCGGCCGAUUCAUCAGUACUCCGCGCCCAUAGCCCCGCCAACUCCCAAGGUGCCAGAGGGAGCAUACAGCCCCGGAGAGCAGCCCAUUGGUGGCUACUAUCAGAACGAGGAGUUGGCCAAUAAUCAAUCCUUUCCCAAGCCAACAGAUAAUGCCUCCAAUGGCGCUGUCGCCAGCAAUGAAGGCCAGAAGACUCCCAGCGAGCCGCAGGUGAUCCUGCUCAACGAAUCGCUGGCCACAACGGUGCCGGAGGCCUCUCUAGAGUCCAUCAACCCGGCGAUAAACGUCCCGAAGGCGGGACCGCCCUUACGCACAACAAAGCGUCCACCUUGCCUGCGCAAUCCCGAGUCCCCGAAGUGCAUACGCCAACGGAGGCGGGAGGAGCAGCAGCGGCAGCGGGAACGGGACGAGUGGUUCCGGGGUCAGUCGCAGUACAUGCAGCCCCGGUUCGAGCCCAUCAUUCAGACCAUUAAUAAUACCAAGAGGUUUGCCGUAUCCAUUGAGAUUCCAGACUCUUUUAAGGUAUCCUCGGAGGGAUCGGACGGCGGCGAGCUGCUCUCGCGCGUUGCCCGCUCGCAGCCCAGCAGUAGGAAAAUAAUGCCAGACUACAUUAAGGUAUCUAUGGAAAACACAUCCGUCACGGAUUACUUUAAGCACGACGUGGUGAUGGCCUCGGCGGAUGUCGCCAGCGAAAGGGAUUUCCUUAUCAAAAACAUGGAGGAGCACGGAGCUGCCUCCACGAACGAGCACAAUGACACGGCCCCAGCUGCCGACGCAUACUCGGAGACAAUCGAUCUUAAUCCCAAUAACUGCUACAGCGCUAUAGGCCUGAGCAACAGCCAAAAGAAGCAGUGUGUGAAGCACACCAGCGUAAUGCCGGCCAUCAGUCGCGGUGCCCGCGCGGCCAUCCAAGAGUGCCAGUUUCAGUUCAAGAACCGCCGCUGGAACUGCAGCACAACGAACGACGAAACUGUGUUUGGUCCGAUGACCAGCCUGGCCGCUCCCGAGAUGGCCUUCAUCCACGCCCUGGCGGCGGCGACGGUGACCAGCUUUAUAGCCCGAGCCUGCCGGGAUGGGCAGCUGGCCUCCUGCAGCUGCUCCCGAGGCACGCGGCCCAAGCAGCUCCACGACGACUGGAAGUGGGGCGGGUGCGGCGACAACCUGGAGUUCGCCUACAAGUUCGCCACCGACUUCAUUGACUCGCGGGAGAAGGAGACCAACCGAGAGACCCGCGGGGUCAAGAGAAAACGCGACGAGAUUGGCAAGAAUCGCAUGCACUCUGAUGACACAAACGCCUUCAAUGCGGGCAUUAAGAGAAAUAGAAAUGCGGAGGCCAAGAAUGACACUACAUUAAUGCACUUGUUGGAACUGGAGCAGCGCAUCACGAAGGAGAUACUGACGUCCAAGAUAGACGAGGAGGAGAUGAUCAAGUUGCAGGAGAAGAUCAAGCAGGAAAUAGUGAACACCAAGUUCAAGGCGGAGCAGCCGCGCAAAAAGAAGCGGAAAAAUCAACGGGCCGCCGCGGAUGCGCCUGCCUUUCCGAGGAACGGCAUCAAGGACAACUACAAGGACGGCAUCCUGCCCCGCAGCUCGGCGACCGCCAAGGCAAGAAGCCUGAUGAACUUGCACAACAACGAGGCCGGACGUCGGGCGGUCAUCAAGAAGGCGCGCAUCACCUGCAAGUGCCACGGCGUCUCGGGCUCCUGCAGCCUGAUCACCUGCUGGCAGCAACUGUCCUCGAUCCGGGAGAUCGGCGACUAUCUGCGCGAGAAGUACGAGGGAGCCACGAAGGUGAAGAUCAACAAGCGCGGACGACUCCAGAUAAAGGAUUUGCAGUUCAAGGUACCGACCGCUCACGAUCUGAUUUACCUAGACGAGAGCCCCGACUGGUGUCGCAACAGCCACAUGCUGCACUGGCCAGGUACACACGGACGUGUGUGUCACAAAAACUCCUCGGGAUUGGAAAGCUGUGCCAUACUGUGCUGCGGGCGGGGCUAUAAUACGAAGAAUAUUAUAGUGAACGAACGCUGCAACUGCAAAUUUCACUGGUGUUGCCAGGUUAAAUGUGAGGUUUGUACAAAGGUACUCGAGGAACACACAUGUAAAUAGAUCUAGGGUUUGGGCGCUCUGGACGCGUUGAAAUUCAAAUGUCUUAAUGUUUGUGACUAAGCCAUGAAGAAAUAAUCGUAUUUAAACAAAUAAUUAUUUAUUGAAAUUACAUUUAAAUUAAUGAUUCUAUUUAAAAAUUUUUACUAUUUUACCGGCUUUUAAGCACUACCAAACUAAAUUGUCGAAUAACUUUAAAAGCCCUUUUAGAUUGCAAAACAUAUUGCUUCUUAAAACGCUAAGAAAAGAAACUGCUAAACAAAACCACCUUACUUAUGUAUAGCUUUUAGAAAUCAUUAGUUCUAAGUAUAAUUCUGGUAGGGUUGGCCUUCUUAAAAACAAAAAGAAAAUAGUGAAGGUUUCAACACAAUUUUAAAGAACUGUUGUAUUUUUUUUAAUUAAGAUAAUAUUACUGAUAUAUAAUAUUAAAUAUAUUACUGAAUGGAAUAAGUCAUAA